Messenger RNA from Dentiscutata erythropus, 266 nucleotides. The record is from the annotation of a GenBank genome assembly. NCBI's taxonomy places the organism in Eukaryota, Fungi, Glomeromycota, Glomeromycetes, Diversisporales, Gigasporaceae.
GUACUUCAAGUCCAACUAUCAUAGCACCAGUUUCAACUACCGCGCUUCAGAUACAAACCCCAGUUCCACCACCACUUCAACCUACAAAUAAACCUCAAUCAACCUCUCAAAAUCCACCAGCACAGCCUUAUGUACCUGCUGUGCCUUCACCGCAAAUACCAACUCAGUUACCUUAUGGUGCUGGAGCAGAAAAAUUGCGAUCAGAAAGAGGGAAUGUAGGAAUGGUUGCUCUUGGGAUAACAAUAUUCUUGGUUGUAAUAUGGUGA